CCGGGGAAAGUUGUUUCCUGAAGUUGACAUGGGACUAAUAGAUUCGUCCCUAACCCCGUGUUUGUACAAAUGACAUUAGCGGGUGGCGAGGGCGUUCGUUAGCCUCUUCCCCCGUCGCCAGAGCGCCUGAAGCCGGUCGGUUCUGAUGGAGCCGGCCGCCGACUCCGUCUCCUCCACGGACCACGACUCGGAGGUACGCCUCCAGGAGCAGCUGGCCGAGUGCCGGGCCCAGGCCGAGCACUGGCAGGGCGUGGCCACCAUCUGUGAACUGAGCAAACAGGAGGAACUCGCGGAACUCCAAAAGCAAUGCGACCAAGAAAUCCAGUCUCUGCAAGAGGCUCUUCAAGAGACGGCCUCUCAGUAUGAAGCCAGGAUCGCCUGCCUGCAGUCGGAGCCUGCAGACUGGAGGAGAGGCAGCGGGCAGACCCAGAGUGGGCGGAGACACAGGUCCAAUGUGGGCGGGUCCAGGAGGGAGUCUCUGGAGGCGGGCGCCGAGGGCAGGGCGCUGACGGACAGCCCCAACAGCCUAUCGGCAGACCAGGACGGGGAAGGGGCGGGCCUUGGUGCAGAAGGCUACUUCUCCCAGCACUGCGACACGGCCUCCAUGUCCUCCUUCUCCCUGGACACGCCCUCUCUGGCCAGGAGACCGCCCCCUCAGGAAGACACCGCCUCCCUGGUUUCCACGGGAACUCUGGUGCCCGAGGCCAUCUACCUGCCGCCCGCCGGCCACCGAUUGGUCACACACAGCGACUGGGACGCGCUCAACACUCAGGUCUCUGAGCUGAGGGGGAAGCUGAGGAGGCUGGAGCAGGAGAAGGAGGAGCUGGAGGCGGAGCUGGACACACAGACCAACCACACGCACAAACAGGUGACGUUGCUCCAGUGUCAGGUCCACACGUCAGAGACCCUCCUCCAAGACCUCCAGAAAUCUGUCAGCCAAUCACAGAACGCUGUGCAGAGCCGCUUGGCGGAGCUGUCCUUAUCCCAGAGGCGCGUGUGUGGAGAGCUGUCCAGGCUGAAGGGGGAGGAGGUGGAGGACGAGGAACCAACAGCCACACCUUUCCCCGGGACUCAACAGGGGGCGCACUCGGAGGAGCGGCUCCGCAUCGAGAUCGUGAACCUGAAGGAGCAGCUGGACACGCGCACCGAGGAGAGCGAGCUGUUAGAAGUGCAGUUCUCCUCCCUGAAGACGGAGACUGAGCGCGUGCGGGCCCAGAGGGACCAGAGCCAGGCUGAGCUGUCGGCGGGCCGCACCGAGCUGGACGCCCUGCGGGUGGCGCUGUCCCACCUGCAGAGCACCAACAAGGCGCUGGUCCAGGAGAAGGCCGCCCUGCAGCAGCAGAGUCUGGAGUCUCGUGGUCAGGUGAUCAGCCUCCACGCCCAGCUGGACACCAGCCAGGCCGUCCAGAUGGACUUCGUCCAGCUGUCCCAGACGCUGCAGGUGAAGCUGGAGCUGAUCCGUCAGGCCGUGACCCUGGACCAGGCCCGGGAGAUCCUGGGGGAGGGCCCCCUCCCCGCGGACCCCCCCCCCACCACCGGGUCCACGUGA
Messenger RNA from Gadus chalcogrammus (walleye pollock), 1549 nucleotides. It is a transcript of the gene rabep2, whose product is annotated as rabaptin, RAB GTPase binding effector protein 2. Gene Ontology annotation, cellular component: intracellular membrane-bounded organelle. The transcript has 11 exons. Gene Ontology annotation, biological process: endocytosis. NCBI's taxonomy places the organism in Eukaryota, Metazoa, Chordata, Actinopteri, Gadiformes, Gadidae. The record is from RefSeq and is a predicted model, not a curated record. Gene Ontology annotation, molecular function: GTPase activator activity; growth factor activity. Bases 146 to 1549 code for a protein of 467 amino acids.